GUGUAUGCUUGGUGCUGGUGUUCAAGCGACCUGACGCUCAUCACAACAUCACUGGCUGACAUCACAGUCAACUCGAGGCUGUCAUCAGGAGGUGUGAUCAACCUUUCACGAAGACAAGGAAGACCAUCUGCACCUCCUGUCUUAAAGAAGAAGAAUUUGAACGAUUAAAGGAAGGGUGUUAAAGGAUAUUUAAAGCACACCUGCUGUAUUUUAUGUGAAAUGUAGUUGUAAAGGUGUUUUUGUUUCUACAUAAGCAUUCUGGUCUGAUGUCUGAGACUGAUUCUCCAUUAGAGAGUCCGAUCAUCAUUGAAAAAAUGGAUCAUAGACAUCAUCGCUACCCUUGCUGUAUUGUGUGGACUCCAAUACCAUUAUUAACAUGGUUGUUCCCAAUCAUUGGUCACGUGGGCAUUGGUAAUACCUCAGGGGUGAUACGUGAUUUUGCUGGGCCAUACUUUGUGUCGGAAGACAACAUGGCAUUUGGCUGGCCCACCAAGUAUUGGGCACUAGACCCUUACAAAGCUAAGGGUGGACCGACAUCAUUUGACCGUUGUGUGUCUAUGGCCUCAGAAGAGUAUAUGGGUAGAAUGCAUAACUUGUUUUGUGAUAACUGUCAUUCACAUGUCGCCAUGGCUCUGAACUUAAUGCACUAUGAUUCCUCUACGUCAUGGAACAUGGUGAAGGUCUGCUGUAUGAUAAUGAUUCAUGGCCACUAUGUCAGUUUUGCAGGUUUACUGAAGACAUGGUUGCCAUUUGUGUGUAUUGCUGGAGGAAUUACUGCACUCAUUUGUCUACUGUGAAGAUUGAUGUGCCUUGACUACAAAUUUAAACUUUUCAUUAGGUUAUUUAGUUAUCUUUAGUGUAUUGAAGUUAUAGAACUUUAAUAUUAAUGAAUUCAUAAAUUGUUCAACAUUGAGAAACUGCAUUUAUGAAGUUAUGAUUAAAGGUGGUACUUUUAGUUUGAAAAUCUUAAAUUGCGAUUGCAGUAUGCUUUGAGGAUGGACUUGUCUAAAGGAUCUUUAUAUGCUAUAAAAUUAAGUUGUCCUAUGGCUUUCCCAUGGUCCAAACAUUUCAUAGCUUGAAAUUAUAUUAAACUUAUUUACGCAGAUAUAGAAUAUUUAUUUAAGCAAAACUGUUUAAAAUUAACCAGCCUCAAGAUCUGCAAACCAGGCCCAUCAACUUCCUCAUGCCUAAAACACUCAUAGGAACUUAAUUUUGUAACCUAACUUAAUAUUAAAAUAGUAAAUCCAA
This is a messenger RNA of Procambarus clarkii (red swamp crayfish), 1248 nucleotides long. Its product is annotated as transmembrane protein 222. The record is from RefSeq and is a predicted model, not a curated record. NCBI's taxonomy places the organism in Eukaryota, Metazoa, Arthropoda, Malacostraca, Decapoda, Cambaridae.